Messenger RNA from Pocillopora meandrina, 1309 nucleotides. The record is from the annotation of a GenBank genome assembly. Lineage: Eukaryota; Metazoa; Cnidaria; Anthozoa; Scleractinia; Pocilloporidae.
AUGGAGAUUUUUCAGUUUUUUGUUGAUGAUAACUUUGCGCUGGAAGUCCAGUGGAUUCCUCGUUCUGAAAUUGACAGAGCGGAUUAUAUAAGUCGCUUUAUUGAUGUAGACGAUUGACAAAUUUCAGCUUGCUUUGCGUCUCUAGAUACCAGCUAGGGGAUUCACACUGUAGAUUGCUUUGCUAGUUUUUAUAAAAAGAAGAUCAGAGCGAGUUACUAUCUAUAAGUUUCCAAGACCACAACCGCUAUAGUUGUACCCUUUUGGCCAUCAUCGUAUUUUUGGCCAAUUAUCACCAGGACAUUUGCCAGUUCCAUAGAGGAUUAUAGGUGGUUCAACGCUAAGGAUGCAUUAGAGCAUGGGUGGAACACGAACUCGUUUUUGGGUAGCGGCGGAUUCACUGGACUAGUUUUAGCUCUUCGAAUGAAGUUCUCUUCUCCCUCUCAUGCUUUUAGGUAAUUUCAUGAGUAUUGCUCAGUUAAUUGUCUUCGUGUUGAGCAGGGAAAAGAGACAUGAGACGCUUGUCAUUGAGUGUAUACAGUGAAAGGGGGCGCUGGCCUGAGUUGAAGAUGGAACAGUUUUUGAAGGCACCGGCGCUUGCCUGCAGCCCUUAUGGCGGUCAAUUUGAAACGAGAACGGGAGGUUUAGCGUGCAUCGUCUAUUACCAUAGCGUUUUUCUCGCUGCAGAUGUUUAAUGUGGAUGGCCAUUGGAAUCAUCUUCCGGCUAGGAUAAGGCCAGACUUGAAAGACCUUCUUUUGAUGCUAUUGAAACCUAAGGCGGAGUCUACAUUGAAGAGAUACAAGAAAGAGAUUCUUAGGUUUCUUAAAUGGUGUAAUUUGUCCAAUGCUGGGCCGGUGCCUCCUUUCUCUGUCUCUCUCGCUGUUUCCUAUCUUAAAAAAGUUUACAAAAGUUCAAACUCUUAUGCCACAUUAUUGUUGUCUCACGCCAAUCUAAAGAGGUUUCAUUCUUUCUUUCCGUGUAACGACAACAGUCCACUCAAUAGUUAAAUUUGGUCAUAAUUUGCUGGAAGCGGUUAAGCGUUGCAAGCCAGUUACUGUUAAGAAGGUACCUAUGCCUGCCGAUGUUAUUAGAAGUAUAAUUAAUAAGUAUGCUGGUCCAUCAGCUAAUUUAAAGGAUUUACGUUUAGCUUGUAUUUGCUCGAUAGGUCUUGCAGGGUUUUUUCGUUAUGAUGAGCUGAGCAACAUUGCUCCCGCACAUUUAAAGUUUUGUCCUGAGUACUUGAGGGUGUUUUUUCCCAAGGCGAAGAAUGAUUUUACCGGGAAGGAAAUUAUGUUUAUGUCAAGAGGCUAG